GGACAAGUGCUCGUACUACCACUUCUUCCUUCUAGUUUGUUUUUCGCGAACAUAUUCACCCCCACUCCCCCACGCCUCUCAGAAAAGAAGAAAACACCAACAAACAUGUCAGAUGCGACUUCCCCGAAGAGCCCCGUUGCGCAGGCGCAAAACAGCGCCGGCAGCACCAAACUCCCAGCAGACUAUCAGUACCGCCUCGAGGACUGUGAGAUGGCCCUCGCGCGUCAUCACUUUACACGCGAUGAGCUGCAGCGCGGCCUGACGUGGACCAAAGUCAGCACCGGCUUUGACUACGCGUUGAUUGCAUUUGGUGGAUACUUUGGAUGGACAAACUACCGCAUCGCCGAGCAUGAGGCGUCGUUUCUUCGCAGCGUCACCGGCAACCCUUACAUCCGCCGCGUCUUCACGCCCUUUCCGUUCCUCUCCUUGCUGUGUGUCGUGUUCGGCCUCUUUGCGCUUCCGGUGGAUCUCGCCGCCCUCAGCGUGGCGAAGGACCGCAUUCAGAUGGAAGAGCGUGCAAUUCAGAACGGCGAGGUAAUUCGGCAGGACAUCAUUCGAGAAGGCACGGCCGUUGCCUCUUCGGCAAAGAAAGUGGCAAUCAAAUAA
Molecule: messenger RNA, 606 nt
Organism: Leptomonas pyrrhocoris
Lineage: Eukaryota; Euglenozoa; Kinetoplastea; Trypanosomatida; Trypanosomatidae
Exons: 1
Coding region: 106-606 (166 amino acids)
Source: RefSeq, a predicted model, not a curated record